UUGUUGAUAUCGCCGUGAACCUUCGGUAUUUUUGAUAUGUAUAUCAAACAAUAACAUGAACGUGCAAAUAUUUUCCAAUUCAGAACGGUAAAAUGAGUCAGUUACAGUCAAAUAACCAACCACCAAAUACUCCUAGUUUUAAAAUACCGGGAUAUGUACUGGACGACUUGUGUAGUCGCUUUAUCAUCAAUGUACCAGAAGAAGAAAGGCAAGAUUUGAUCAGAAUUUUCUUCCAAAUUGAGCUAGCUCAUUGGUUCUACCUUGAUUUCUACUGCGCUGAAAACCAUGAGCUGAAAACAUGUGGAAUUAAAGACUUUUCGUCACAAAUAUUUCACCACUGUCCGUCCCUCAGUGAACAUGUUGCUGAGGUGGACAAGAUACUCGGCAACUGGAAGUCAUACAAGAUGUCUGUACCCACAUACGGCGCCAUCAUGCUUGACCCGACCAGCAAAUAUUGCCUCCUUGUGCAGGGGUUUUGGGCGAAGGCGAGCUGGGGAUUUCCUAAAGGCAAAGUGAAUGAGAGUGAGACUCCGUGGGAAUGUGCCAUCAGAGAGGUGUUUGAGGAGACGGGGUUUGAUGUGGCUCAGCUGAUUGACCGGAAUGUGUACCUUGAGAACAAGAUGGCCGACCAGCUCACCCGCCUCUACAUCAUCAAGGAUGUUCCUCUAGACACGAAGUUCCAGCCAAAAACCAGGAAAGAAAUCAAAAGCCUUCAGUGGUUUCCCCUGGAUUCCCUGCCGGCCCACAAGCGGGACCUGGUCUCCAAGACCCAGCUUGGCCUCAACCCAAACACAUUCUUUAUGGUCAUACCCUUUGUCAAAGCCCUUAGGAAGUGGGUUGGCAGCAGGCAGAACCCCGGAUCAACCUCAGGAGCUUCAGGGCCACUGAGUGGCAAGCCCCCUUCAUCGGGCCGCCCACUAAGUGCAGGAGUAGGGAAUGACCAGUGGUCAAGCAAGGAGCAGGACAAUGUCGCCAACACAAACAGGCAGUUUCGGGAAAAACAGAAGCAGCGUCAGCAACAGUACUUCUCCCAACUCAACCAGAACGAGUACCAAGAGUUCAUGCAGUUCAAGGAUGCCAAGUCGCGUGCACGGGAUUCACGGGAACGGAAGAAGAAGGAGAAUUCAGAGGGGGACAGGUGGUCGCAGUCCCAGGGAUACAGCUCACCGGGUGGAUUCAAGUCAGAUAGGAAGCAACAGCAGCAAGCACAGCAGUAUCACAUACUUAACCGAGAUGGGAGUGUGGGAAAGCCGCGCCGCAGUCUCGCCACGCAGUUCGACAACCAGGGGUCUGGACAGAGCAGACAGUUACAGCAGCACCACCAAUCACAGCAGCAACACCAAACACAUCAGCAGCAACAACCGCAGCAGCAACAUCAACAGGGAACCAAGUAUGGAGGCAAAGGUGAAAGGCGACAUCGACGCAAUGAAAACACACAACCAUGUGAUAUUGAGAACUUUGUGCCCCAAGCAUGGGUAAACUUUAAAUUGGACGUGGAAUCUGUGUUGGCUUGUAUUAGCUAGUAACCGGGAUAUAUGAAUUUAAUGGCAGCAACAGAUCAAGAUCAUUUUCGUUUUUGUGCAGAAGACAGAACUUCUGAAGAUUUCAAUAAAUGUUAGAAACAGAAGACUGGUUUACAGUGUACUCAGUACAUCAGUGCAGAAGAGUCAGUCUCAUGUUUAUGCAAAACAUGUAUUCAAAGAGGAAACAUAUUGUUACAUACAUAGUAAAAACAUCCAUGAAGUACAUUAGUCAUGUCAUAUUUCUAUUCCACCACCACCAAGUGUGUAGGGAAUUACAGAAAUAAGAUCAGAUGCUGUUGAGUCUCACAGACAUUUAACAUACACACAGAAGCUCUAGAAACAGUUUUAAGAACAUACACAUGCUAUGUACAAGUUCAACACUACCUGUAAGACAACUGACAAUAUAAAUACAUAAGUAUAUGUGACAACAUUUAAACUGAUGGGAUGAGAUGUAUUGUGAAGUACUCUGCUCAGAAGAGGCCCCUUAUUGCCCAUCUGUUUGUAACAUAAGGAUAUUAUGUUGAAGGAUUUUAAUAAAAAAAUAUAUUUAAAAUUAUGUAUUCUAUUC
This is a messenger RNA of Mya arenaria, 2091 nucleotides long. RefSeq names its product m7GpppN-mRNA hydrolase-like. Gene Ontology annotation, cellular component: P-body; cytoplasm. NCBI's taxonomy places the organism in Eukaryota, Metazoa, Mollusca, Bivalvia, Myida, Myidae. Gene Ontology annotation, molecular function: RNA binding; manganese ion binding; 5'-(N(7)-methylguanosine 5'-triphospho)-[mRNA] hydrolase activity. The coding region runs from base 93 to 1523 and encodes 476 amino acids. The record is from RefSeq and is a predicted model, not a curated record. The transcript is spliced from 9 exons. Gene Ontology annotation, biological process: deadenylation-dependent decapping of nuclear-transcribed mRNA; nuclear-transcribed mRNA catabolic process, nonsense-mediated decay.